Ruditapes philippinarum (Manila clam) is the source of this 3957-nucleotide messenger RNA. RefSeq lists its product as uncharacterized. Gene Ontology annotation, molecular function: DNA-directed DNA polymerase activity; nucleotide binding; DNA binding. NCBI's taxonomy places the organism in Eukaryota, Metazoa, Mollusca, Bivalvia, Venerida, Veneridae. Gene Ontology annotation, biological process: DNA replication. The record is from RefSeq and is a predicted model, not a curated record. The coding region runs from base 1 to 3957 and encodes 1318 amino acids. The transcript has a single exon.
AUGGAAAAUAUUGAAAAGGUUCUGAACAGCAACAAAAACUUAUCCAUUGAUGAAAGCUUUUACAUUUCCAUAGGCUCCAUCGAAUUACCUAAAGGAGGAGCAAGGCGAAGAAUUACAAAACUAAAAGGAAAAAAUAAUUCAUUAAAGUUGAAAACCUCAAUAGUGACCAUCGAAAAUGAUGACCAAAUGUGUAUGGCGAGGGCAAUCGGGGUGAGUUGGGCGAAACUUAAUAGAUGUACACCGGAAGAAUGGAAAGACAUUGUUGAAAAACGCCAAAAGAAAUCAAAUUUACAACUUUUACUAGAAAACCAUAAAGUGCCAGAAAGUUACUACAAGAAGCUCAGAGAAAAGAAAAGAGAUGAACAGAGACAAUUAGCGGUAGCCAUCAGCCAAUUAGCCGGAGUACCUUUAGAUCGUCCCGCCAGUUUAAAUGACAUAGAGGCGUUUGAAAAAGUGUUGGGAGUGCGCGUGAUGGUGGUAAGUGCAAGACUAGGCAACAAGUUUAUUACCAGCCCUAGUCAGGACGAGCGUCCAUGUAUUUACCUGUACCUUGUGGACGACGACCACUUUCACGCCAUUACCAGCAUAACUGGCUUCUUCAGCGCAAUGUAUUUCUGCGACCAAUGCCUCAAACACUACAACAACAGAGAACGGCACCAGUGUGAGACCUCAUGUAUUGUUUGUAAGACGGACAACUGCCCAGAAACAGACAACACAGUCAAGUGCACAGACUGUAACAUGACCUGCAGAUCAGACAAAUGUUUUAAACAACAUAAAACAGUACCAGUACAUAGAAAAGGAAAAUGUAAAGGAAAACCCAGCGGACUAUCACAGUGUCAAAAAUAUUGGAAAUGCCCUACCUGUUAUAAAGUAUUAAGAACCGAUAAAAGGAAGAAUGAAGACCAUGAGUGUGGAGAAUACCUGUGUACGUCAUGCGAACAAUAUGUAAUGGAAGGACAUUUAUGUUAUUUGAGAGCCACACCAGCCAAGGAACAUUAUAAUUCUAAAUUUAUAUUUUUUGAUUUUGAAUGUAGUCAAGAUAAAGUGUCAGAGUGUGAAAAUGGAUAUGUAGCGAGUAGAAAACGAGAUUGUAAAGACUGUCAAUCACAAGAGGUAUGUAAAUCUUGCUUUAAAUGUCAACAUUGUAAAUCAUCUUGGUGCGGAAAAGCCACCCACCGUCCCAAUUUUGUAGUAGCACAUACUGUGUGUCCAAAAUGUAUCGAUAAACCAUUGACCCCCGAAUCAAUAUGUAAAAAAUGUGGUUCACGGUGCGACGAAUGUGACAACUCUGAGCUACAUGAUAAUGAAGACCCAGGACCGUGUCCGGGUAAAUGUGGAUUCAGAGAAGUCACGUUCGAAGGAGCCGACACUGCAGAAAAAUUUGGCGAAUGGUUAUUUUCCUCCCAGCACGAAUAUUUCAAAGUAUUUGCUCAUAAUAUGAAAGGUUACGACGGUUAUUUUCUGUUAGAGUACUUAAUAGACCAAUCCAUGAGACCGGACAAGAUUAUUUACAGUGGCUCCAAAAUUAUGUAUAUGACAAUAGAGUCAGAUUUACAUAUCAAAGUGAUUGACAGUUUGAAUUUUUUACCCAUGAAAUUGUCCGCCCUCCCUAAAGCUUUUGGAUUGACUGAAUUAAAGAAAGGUUGGUUUCCCCAUUACUUUAAUACUAGCGAGAAUCAGAAUUAUGUAGGCCCGUACCCAGAUGCUCAGUGUUAUGGUCAUGAUUUUAUGAGUGAGAAAGAGAGAGCUGAAUUGUUAGUGUGGUUGAGUGAGAGAAAGGACGACGUGUUUGACUUUAGAAAAGAAAUAUUAGAUUAUUGUAGGAGUGAUGUACAAAUUUUAAGACAAGCGUGUUUGAAAUUUAGAGAGUUGUUAAUGAGUGCUACGGGCGAAAGAAUAGAGAAGGUGAACGAAAAAGGAAAGAAAGAAAAAACGUGGGUCGGAGCCGUGGAUCCAUUCGAUUCCGUGACCAUAGCUUCCGUUUGCAUGAAUGUCUUUAGAACAAAAUUUUUAGAAGAAGAAUGGAAAGUAAAAUUAGAGGGCAGUGAUGAUUGGAUACCUUCAAAAUUAAUAGACGGAAAGCUUUAUGUGUUGCGCGGAAACGAAUGGAUCCUCGAAACCAAACUCACGGGUAAGAAAGUAACUGAGACAGAAUUUGUAAGGACACCCAUAGCGAAAAUUCCUCCUAGUGGUUAUAAUGAUCAAUAUAGCGAAGCGUCCAUACAAUGGUUAGAAUGGGUGGCGUGUACAGAAAACGUCAAAAUUCAGCAUGCUUUAAAUAAGGGAGAGAAAUCUUUACCGGGAACACGUUACAAAUUAGACGGUUACUGUGAAGAAACAAACACGGCCUAUGAGUACCAUGGUUGUAUUUUUCAUGGUUGCCUUGAUUGUUUCACAGAUAACCGAGAAGAAACGCGCCACCCACUCACCAACCAAUCAUUAGAUGAAUUGUAUGCGUUAACAAUGAAAAAGAAAGCUUACAUUCAACAGUUAGGCAUGAAAUACGUUUGCAUUUGGGACCACGAAUUCAAAAAACAAAAGAUUCAAAAUACUGAACUGAAACAAUUCGUAGAAAGCUUAGAUAUAAUUGAUAGGUUAGACCCGAGGGAAAGUUUCUUCGGGGGUCGCACCAAUGCCAGUCAACUUUAUUACAAAACAGACGAACAUGAAAAUAUCAAGUACGUGGAUUUCACGAGCUUGUAUCCAUGGGUAAAUAAGUAUUGUCAAUAUCCCGUAGGUCACCCCACCAUCAUAACCAAAGAUUUUAAAGAUAUCAAGAGCUAUUUCGGUAUAGCUAAGGUUAAAAUACUACCACCUAGAGGAUUAUACCAUCCCGUGCUACCGUAUCGCUCAAAUAACAAGUUGAAAUUUCCUCUAUGUAGGGCCUGCGCCGAUACUGAAAAUCAAAACCCAUGCGCAUGUUCAGAACAAGAAAGAGAGUUGACUGGUACGUGGUGUACUCCGGAGAUUCAAACGGCCGUUAAAUUAGGAUAUCGAAUUAAAAAGAUUUACGAAGUAUACCACUGGGAGGAAUCCACACAAUAUGACCCAAAAACCAGAUCAGGGGGACUGUUUGCCAAUUACAUAAACACAUUUUUAAAGUUUAAGCAAGAGGCAAGCGGUUCUCCUGACUGGAUACACAAUGAGCAAGACAUGACAAAUUAUGUGUCUCAAUACUUACAGAAAGAGGGAGUUUCAUUGGAUCGGGCAAACAUCUCGAAGAACCCGGGUUUGAGAGCUCUGGCUAAAUUAUGUCUCAAUAGUUUUUGGGGCAAGUUUGGUCAGAGACUCAAUAUGCGCCAGACAGAGUUCUUUCACGAACUACAGGCCAACCUGUUCUUUCAGUUGUUUGCCGAUCCGACGAAAGAACCUCUGAAUUUUCACAUACUGACGAAUGAUAUGAUUCAAAUAGAAUGGCAAUAUAAACAAGACUGCCAACCCGAAGAUAAUAAAACGAACAUAUACUUAGCUACAUUUACUACAUGCUGGGCAAGACUCAAACUCUACAGUGUGCUCGAAAAGCUCGAUAGACGAGUGUUGUAUUACGAUACGGACAGCGUCAUUUAUGUGAGUCGCCCUGGACAGUAUGAUCCGCCAUUAGGAGAUUACUUGGGUGAACUCACGGAUGAGCUGAGUGGAGGGGAGCAUAUUGUAGAAUUUGUGUCGGGUGGUCCUAAAAAUUAUGCUUAUAGAACUAAUAAAAACAACGAAACUUGUAAAGUUAGGGGUUUUACAUUAAAUUAUAAAAAUAGCCAACUUAUCAACUUUGAAAGUGUGAAAGAAAUAGUUACAGAUGGAGAAAGUGAUAAAAGUAUAAUUGUAACCAACCCUAGUAAAAUUUGUAGAGAUAAAAGAAAAAGAAAAUUGUAUAAUAGAGAAGAAAAGAAAAGUUACCAGAUGGUGUAUACCAAACGUAGAAGAAUUGAACAAUUUGAUACUGUACCAUACGGAUAUUAG